Hypanus sabinus (Atlantic stingray) is the source of this 2717-nucleotide messenger RNA. RefSeq names its product low molecular weight neuronal intermediate filament-like. The transcript has 4 exons. NCBI's taxonomy places the organism in Eukaryota, Metazoa, Chordata, Chondrichthyes, Myliobatiformes, Dasyatidae. Gene Ontology annotation, cellular component: intermediate filament. The record is from RefSeq and is a predicted model, not a curated record. The coding region runs from base 167 to 1537 and encodes 456 amino acids. Gene Ontology annotation, molecular function: structural molecule activity.
GAAGAACCGUAAGCUUCGGAGGGUCGUAACAAGGGAGGGGCCGAAUGGGGUGCUGGGCGCUGCGGAUUCGCUGUGGCUGCUCACAUGCCGGGUACUAAAGGGAGGCUUUGCAGAGGUGCCUUUGUUCAUUCGACGCAGGGCGAGAGUCCGCAGCCUGAUCCCCACGAUGAGCUACACCACCGACUUUUACCAUGGACCCUACCGUAAGGGUUUGGGCGACUGCCUUCGGUUGUCCAGUCGGUUGGCAUCCAGCAGCCCGUCCCGGAGCUCGGUGACGAAGGUGUCCGUGUCUCGGAGUCUCUCCCCUUUCUCUUACAAGAGAACUAGCCGCUUCCCUUCUUCCCCCGACUCGUUCGACCUGUCCCAAUGCACGGCAGUCAACAACGAGUUCAAGAUCAUCAGGACCAACGAGAAGGAGCAGCUUCAGGGGUUGAACGACCGCUUUGUCACCUACAUCGACAAGGUGCAUCAGCUGGAGCAGCAGAACAAGGUGCUGGAGGCUGAGGUGACCGUGCUGAGGCAGAAGCAGUCCGAGCCGUCCCGCCUGAACCAGGUCUACGAGCAGGAGAUCCGCGACCUGCGCACCAGGGUGGAGGAGCUGAGCCACGAACGGAGCCAGCUGCGGCUGGAGUGCGAGCACCUGGCCAACUGCCUCGACAAGCUCCGGGACAAGUACGACGAAGAGCUCCAGCUGCGGAAGCAAGCCGAAGCCACGCUAAAGGCGCACAGGAAAGACCUGGGCGACGCCACCCUGGCCAGGCUGGAGCAGGAGAAGAAGAUCGAGUCUCUCCUGGAUGAGAUAGCGUUCAUGAAGAAAAUCCACCAGGAGGAUGUGGCCGACUUGCAAGCCGCCCUGCAGGCGACCCAGGUGUCGGUGGAGGUCGACGUGAGCAAGCCGGAUCUGACGGCCGCUCUGAAGGAAAUCCGAUCCCAGUAUGAGAUGAUAGCGUUGAAGAACCAGCAGGCGGCGGAAGAAUGGUACAAGUCAAAGUUCGCCAACUUCACGGAGAGCGCAGCGCGCGGUAACGAGGCUGCCCGAGCGGCCAAGGAGGAGAUUUCAGAGUACCGGCGCCAGCUGCAGUCCAGAAACAUUGAAAUUGAGGCCGUCAGGAGCACCAAUGAAUCUCUCGAGAAGCAAAUGGUGGAGAUGGAGGAGAGACACAACGAGGAGAUCAAUAACAUGCAGGAGACCAUCAAUCAACUUGAAAAUGCUUUGCAAUCCACUAAGAGUGAAAUGUCUCAGCACCUGAGAGAGUACCAAGACUUGCUCAACGUCAAAAUGGCCCUGGACAUUGAAAUAGCUGCCUAUAGGAAACUGCUGGAAGGAGAGGAGACUCGGCUGAACACAGUAGGUAGCAGUACUCCCGCGUUCAUGAUCCCCACCUUUACCUCCAUCUUCUCUGAGACAAAGUCCUUCACUGCUGGCGGCGGCUUCAGGAGAAGCACAGGAAGGGACGGCAUGGAGAAAACACCAGCCGCGGAGAAGGACAAGACUGCAGAGGAUGAGAAGGCAGGAAAAAUGCAGAGCAAGAAUUAAGAAUCAGCUGUUCCCUUCCAACCUCUUCACACCUCUCCCUUCACCUCACCCCAGACCAAGAACAAGUACAUAGUUUCUAGCUAACAGAAAGGAUAUUUUGCAGUCUGCUUACAGGAGACAGUCAGGAUUAUUACAACACAAUCCUCCUAUUAUAGUCUAUCUAUAAAGCUCAGCAUAUACAAAGGUAUAGUUAGCUCUAAUUAAUUGAAAUUAUUUUAUAUUUGUUCUGGUUAACUCUCAAAUCAGAUGUGUUGUUUUUAGAUGAUUAUAUAUUUAUAAUUUUAUCAUCAACAGUAAUAUCCUGAAGGUUAUUGUCAAUGCUUGGAACUAUGUCAGUAACCUUGAUCCUUAAUUUAUUACAUAUAGUAUUUACAAUGUGAUUUUAUGUAAAUGUUUUUAAAAUAUGGAUUGGUAUUUAGAAAGAGCCAGUUUCUGCAUUAGAAGGGAAUUUAAUCUCCCUUUUCCUGUUCCCAUUUCCUCCCUCAGGUCAUUCACUUAUUCCCACAGUACAAUAUUUGCCUUAAAUACAGAAUUCUCAUGGCAUUUCACAGAAUUGUCAUCAGACACUGUAGCCUGUCUCACAGGUGUGUUUAGGAGUUUAGACCUGACAGCUUUGGGAAGGGCAUUUUAAAUUGAUGCAUAUUACAUGCAUGUUUAUCCUCAAUGUGCAAUUGGGCAGGCCUUUGAAUCCAGCCCUAUCCCAACACCAUGUACAGCUGUGCCUAGGCCUUUUCUGCAAUCUUUUGUCAAACCAUCCAUCUAAAGCACAGCCCAACCUAGAUUUGUAUUAAAUCCGAACUUUUCCAGUUGAUUGCAUACCCUCAGACAAGCUGCAGGUGGCUGAGCUGUGAUGGAGAUGCACUGGCCAUUGGAGCACUGAGAACAUCAUCUUGUAUGCUUCCAUUUUAAACCUGAUUAUCUGAUCAGAGUAUUGUUGUCCGUCAUGUUUGAAAUGCAACCAAUGUUCUCUAACACACAAAAAAAUGCUAGGAGAACUCAGCAGGUCAGGCAGCAUUCAUCUCCUUCUCUUUCGCCCAUGGUCCACUGACCAUUGUCCUCUCCCAUCAGAUUCCUCCUUUUACCUCUUCCACUUCAUCCACCCAGUCCCUCACCUGGUCUCACCUAUCACCUACCAGUUUCUACUCCUCCCCUUCCCCCAGCUUCUUCAGUCUUCUUCUCC